GUCCUUCCCACCCUCAGUCUCCUGUGUCUCUGAAUACUGGGAACCUAAACCAAGUCCAGGAGUCCACACUAUAGGAGCCAAGAGAGACCCUUCGAUGCUGACCUGAGAGUACACGUCUCCACUCUGGAAAAUCCUCUGUCCCUCUCUAUAAGACGAUGAACCAGAAGACCACCCUGGUGCUCCUCACUCUGGCGGUCAUCACCAUCUUUGCCUUGGUGUGUGUCUUGCUGGCUGGUAGGGGAGGAAAUGGGGGUGAACCCAGUCUGCCUCCCCACUGCCCCUCUAUAUCUCCCAGUGCCCAGCACUGGACACACCCUGGCCAGAGCCAGCUGUUUGCAGACCUGAGCCGAGAGGAGCUGACGGCUGUGAUGAGCUUUCUGACCCAGCAGCUGGGGCCAGGCCUGGUGGAUGCAGCCCAGGCCCGCCCAUCAGACAACUGCGUCUUCUCAGUGGAGCUACAGCUGCCUCCCAAGGCUGCAGCCCUGGCCCAUCUGGACAGGGGGAGCCCCCCACCUGCCCGGGAGGCACUGGCCAUCGUCUUCUUUGGUGGACAACCCCAGCCCAACGUGACUGAGCUGGUGGUGGGACCGCUGCCCCACCCCUCCUACAUGCGAGAUGUGACCGUGGAGCGUCACGGGGGCCCCCUGCCCUAUCACCGACGCCCCGUGCUGAUCCGAGAGUACCUGGACAUAGACCAGAUGAUCUUCGACAGAGAGCUGCCCCAGGCUGCUGGUCUCCUCCACCACUGCUGCUUCUACAAGCACCAGGGAAGGAACCUAGUGACGAUGACCACGGCACCCCGGGGUGUGCAAUCAGGGGACCGGGCCACCUGGUUUGGUCUCUACUACAACAUCUCAGGGGCUGGGUUUUUCCUGCACCCUGUAGGGUUGGAGCUGCUGGUGGACCACAAGGCUCUGGACCCUGCCCACUGGACCAUCCAGAAGGUGUUCUUCCAAGGCCGCUACUAUAAGAGUCUGGCUCAGCUGGAGGAUGAGUUUGAGGCCGGCCUGGUGAAUGUGGUGCUGAUCCCAGACAAUGGCACAGGUGCGUCCUGGUCCCUGAAGUCCCAGGUGCCCCCGGGUCCGGCUCCCCCUCUGCAGUUCCAUCCUCAGGGCCCCCGCUUCAGUGUCCAGGGACGUCGAGUGGCCUCCUCAUUGUGGACUUUCUCUUUUGGCCUUGGAGCUUUCAGUGGCCCGAGGAUCUUUGACAUCCGCUUCCAGGGAGAACGGCUAGCUUAUGAGAUCAGCCUCCAAGAGGCUUUGGCCAUCUAUGGUGGAAACUCCCCCACAGCAAUGCUGACCCGCUAUAUUGAUGGCGGUUUUGGCAUGGGCAAGUACUCCACGCCCCUGACCCGUGGGGUGGACUGCCCCUACCUGGCCACCUAUGUGGACUGGCACUUCCUUUUGGAGUCCCAAGACCCCAAGACAAUACGAGAUGCCUUCUGUGUGUUUGAACAGAACCAGGACAUCCCCCUGAGGCGACACCACUCAGAUUUCUACUCCUAUUAUUUUGGGGGCCUUACAGAGACAGUGCUGGUCAUCAGAUCUGUGUCUACCAUGCUCAACUAUGACUAUGUGUGGGAUAUGGUCUUCUACUCCAAUGGAGCCAUAGAAGUCAAAUUCCAUGCCACGGGAUACAUCAGCUCAACGUUCCUCUUUGGUGCUGCCCGAAAUUAUGGGAACCAAGUUGGGGAGCACACACUGGGCACUGCCCACACCCACAGUGCCCACUUCAAGGUGGAUCUGGAUGUAGGAGGACUGAAGAACUGGGUCUGGGCUGAGGACAUGGUCUUUGUCCCCAUGGCGGUACCCUGGAGCCCUGAGCACCAGAUGCAGAGGCUGCAGGUGACCCGGAAGCUGCUAGAGACUGAGGAGCAGGCCGCCUUCCCCCUGGGAAGUGCCUCCCCUCGCUACCUGUACCUGGCCAGCAACCAGAGCAACAAGUGGGGUCACCCACGGGGCUACCGCAUCCAGACUCUCAGUUUUGCUGGCGAGCCGCUGCCGCAGAACAGCUCCAUGGAGAGAGCCUUCAGCUGGGGGAGGUACCAACUGGCUGUGACCCAGCGGAAGGAGGAGGAGCCCAGCAGCACCAGCAUCUUCAAUCAGAAUGACCCUUGGGCCCCUACGGUGGACUUCACUGACUUCAUCAACAACGAGACCAUUGUUGGAGAGGAUUUGGUGGCCUGGGUGACAGCUGGUUUCCUGCACAUCCCACAUGCAGAAGACAUUCCCAACACAGUGACUGUGGGGAAUGGUGUGGGCUUCUUCCUCCGACCCUACAACUUCUUUGACCAGGACGCUACCUCCAAUUCUGCUGACUCCAUCUAUUUCCGGGAAGACCAGGAUGCUGGGGCCUGUGAGGUCAACCCCCUGGCUUGCCUCCCCAAGGCUGCUAACUGUGCCCCUGAGCUCCCUGCCUUCUCUCAUGGGGGCUUUUCUCACAACUAGGUGGUCCCUGGGAUGGGGAAUGUGUACAGCGGCCCCAGGGCCAGGGUGUGUAGAGUGGUAGAGCAGUGGGCACUGGGUUGGGUAGGCCGGUGCCCUCUUCUUCUUCCUCACAUCCCUGAGAUUCCUUCCUCCUUCUCCCCCAAGGUCGCCUCCUGCCAUCAUCCUCCCUUGCUUCCCCUCUCUACUGGAAGCAUCCUGAGCCUGUGGUGCUGGAGCUGGGGGGACACAGGGGAAACCCAGCUUUGUUGCCUCCAGACCUGCUGGGUUUCUGUCCCAGAAAGGAGAGGAAUGGCCAGCUAGACGCUGAAAGUGAUAGUCAAGUGUUUCACUAGAAGACUCCCUUUUUUUCUUUCUGGCUUUUCCAAAUAUGUUUAGGCUGUUUCCCUGUUCCUCUUGCCCUCCCCAGUGCCUGCCUUGGGAGAUGAAGAUAAGUCUCUGCACUGGAGAUAGUCCCCCAGAGGCCCAGGGCAGGGUUCCUGCCAGGCCUGUGCGUACAUGGAUGAGCAGAAAGGGGCUUCUUGACCCAUAUUCCCUCUUAUCCAAGUCCUCCUCCUUCUUUCCCUCUUCCAUUUGCCUACCACCUCCUCCUGUUUCUACUCUUCCUUAUACUGUGGGAUUCCCUUCCAGCUCUCAUUUCUCAACUUCAGCCUCCUCUCCUGGCCUUAGGCCUGUGGAAGUCUCAAAAGGGACAUCUAGUUUGAGAGGACAAUCCCUGUCUGUCUCCCUGUGUCUGUCAUAUAUGGGGAGUUGGAGUUGCCCCCACCCCAGUCCUGGGCAGGGUGUGUUCUCUCCACCAAUUUGUAUACCCCUGCCUGGCACUCUCAGCAGAGGAUGGUCAUAGAGACAGCAGCUGCUCAAGAUAACGUCUUAGGUGGUUUUGUGGUUGCUGCGGUAAUGAGGAGUGGUCAUUUUGUGCCAGGGCUGUUUAUGACCAGUGACCUCUGUUUUCUGCAGCAGCCAACCCAGGAUAACAAGCAGAAAUACCUAGGAACUCCAGAGACCAGCUGGGCCAGGACUGUCCAAUCACAUGUGGGCAUGCAAAUGAGCUAGGGCUUUGUCCCUAGGAAGUCUGGAUUGGGGCAGAUAUACAGACAGCAAGAGUUUGGAAAGGAUGAAAACAUCCUUCCCUAGAGGAUAAGUAAAUUCUCAUACAGCCCUACAAUGCAAUAUUACACAGCUAUAAAUUUAAUUAUAUCUCUCUGUGUACUAACAGGGAAUAAUCUUCCAAUGAAAAGAUGAGGUGCAGAAAUGUGUGUGGUUUAGAAGGGAGAAAAAUAUAAAUAUAGAUUUUCUUAUAAAUGCAUAUUCAGAAGAAAUGGGUAACACUGGUUGCCUCUG
This is a messenger RNA of Molossus molossus (Pallas's mastiff bat), 3785 nucleotides long. RefSeq names its product amine oxidase copper containing 3 (gene AOC3). The transcript has 4 exons. NCBI's taxonomy places the organism in Eukaryota, Metazoa, Chordata, Mammalia, Chiroptera, Molossidae. The record is from RefSeq and is a predicted model, not a curated record. Gene Ontology annotation, biological process: amine metabolic process; response to antibiotic. Gene Ontology annotation, molecular function: quinone binding; primary methylamine oxidase activity; copper ion binding. Gene Ontology annotation, cellular component: early endosome; endoplasmic reticulum; Golgi apparatus. Bases 156 to 2447 code for a protein of 763 amino acids.